AUGGUUGAACAAAGAGAAAACAAUGGCGAUGAGAGAGCACGAUAUACGCCUCUCGAACAUCAUGAUCAUCCUGACGACCCUAUUGACGAAUCCACGCAAACAAAUAUCUUGCUGAUGGACGAAUUCUCGAGUGACAGCUCCCCUCCAACUCCUCGAUUCAUGCAAGACCAAGCCUCAUACAAAUAUCUGAAAUGGGUGCCGGUUCCGGUUCGGCGGGUUAGCAAAUCCGUUGUGAGAUGGGCCAAAGGGCCGAAUCCCCCUCAUAUCUAUACCAUCACGCCUCUGCUCCCAUCCGUGCAAGAGCUUCCCAUUCGGCUUCUCGACCAACACGUCCCGAAGAAGAGGCAUCGGAUUGCCCUUUUGGCUGCGUUCUACCUGCUCUGGAUCUUGAGUUUUGCUUUGGUCAUGCGGCAGAGUACAUAUGCGACUGAGUUAGAAGGGUGGGGCGCUCCAGACAAUAUUGGAUGUGGAACUACAUAUUGGGUUCCGGGGAAUGGCUGUGGUUUGAAUGGGAAUGGCUGUCGGCCAUUCAACGGGAGUGGUUUGGCAUUUAGAUGUCCUGCAGGGUGUGCCAAACACUGGGUUUUGAAUUAUCGUGCUGUUGGAGCACAGGAAAUCAUAUACCAACCUCUGGUUAUAGGUGGCCCCUCGGAUGACGACAAAACUCCAAUUUAUCGAAGCGAUUCUCAUAUCUGCAGUGCCGCUAUCCACUCUGGCAUAAUUGAUAAUGCAAAAGGAGGCUGUGGUGUAGUUUCUCUCAUUGGCCAAAGCAGCGACUACCAAAAUUCGAAGCAACAUGGCAUUGAGAGCAUUGGAUUCGACUCUAAAUUUCCUUCCUCCUUCACGUUUCAUACCACAUCCACUUGCGAGGCUAAAGAUGCACGCUGGUCAUUGCUAUUCGUGUCUUUGACAUUUACGAUACUCCUGUCUCUGUUUACAACAUCGCCGGGCUUAUUCUUCUUUAGCAUCUUUACCGGUCUGUUCUUUCAUGUUGGGCUUGCUUCUGACCCUCCAGGCCAUUCCUCUAUCCCAGACCUGCUAUCAAACAUACUGGGGAAGUUCCUUCCAGCUGCUUUUUGUGCGUUUGUGAUCUACCGUUAUAUGGGCGUGCAUCGUGCUCUCACUGGUCUUACUGCCCAAAUCGAGAAGACCGUCCUAUGGCUCGGGGGAUGUUGGGUCGGAGCGCUUUCAAAUUACACUUUGGAAUGGAUCCCAAUCCAACGUCUCAACGCGCAUGAUAUCAACCAGCAGCCCGGAGCAAAGCUGGCCCUUGCCAUAAUAAUCGUCUUGCUCGCCACAAUCAUUAUCAAACAAAUAUUUUUCUUCCAGCGAGAAGGACGUUUGAUUCGCUAUCUCGGUGUCUAUGGUAUCUUCCUGAGUGCCAUCCUCCUCUCACUACUCCUCCCGGACCUCAGCCUUCGCAUCCACCACUACAUCCUAGCACUCCUGCUUCUUCCUGGCACAAGCAUGCAAACACGGCCGGCGCUUCUCUAUCAAGGCCUCCUCCUCGGACUCUUCAUUAACGGCAUCGCGCGCUGGGGGUUUGACUCGGUCCUUCAAACCGCAGAUGACCUCCGGGGAGAUGCACCCUAUAACUCCAAGCUCCCUGUGAUUUCAAACCCAAGCAUAACGCUCAACCAAGACGUAUCUUCUAUCUCUUUCUCAUGGCUACCACCUCCAGAGCCUUUCGAUGGUAUUUCUAUACUCGUCAACGACGUGGAGCGCUUUAGAGGGUACAUCGACGAGGGAUUUGCAAGCGAUAAACACUUCGUGUGGGAUAAGGAAUCUGGCAAAAAUGAGCCGGAAUAUUUCCGGUUUGCGUAUUUACAGGGUCCAAAGACUUGGGACUAUACUCGUGCAGGUAUCUGGGAGAAGAAUGGAACCUGGACUAAGAUGGAGCCUGGGCCGAGUAAGAUAAAAAGUAGAGAUUUCGAGCGCGGAAAUGAGUUUCUGGUAAAGUAG
Venustampulla echinocandica is the source of this 1962-nucleotide messenger RNA. RefSeq lists its product as uncharacterized. The transcript has a single exon. The record is from RefSeq and is a predicted model, not a curated record. Bases 1 to 1962 code for a protein of 653 amino acids. NCBI's taxonomy places the organism in Eukaryota, Fungi, Ascomycota, Leotiomycetes, Helotiales, Pleuroascaceae.